Messenger RNA from Candidula unifasciata, 903 nucleotides. Lineage: Eukaryota; Metazoa; Mollusca; Gastropoda; Stylommatophora; Geomitridae. The record is from the annotation of a GenBank genome assembly.
GUUCUGUUUCUGCUAAGAGCCAUCUACAGGCGGCACAAUGUUUACUGUCUAACUGUGGAUCUGGACACGGGACCGGCUUUCAUCAACGCAGUCAGGAGCGUGGCUGCGUGCUUGCCUAACGUGUUCCUCUCUACAAAGUUGGAGUCGAUCGUUUACGCUGGUUUCAGCAGGUUUCUGGCAGAUAUCAACUGUAUGCAGGAUUUGAUCGCACAUCCUGUGGGAUGGAAGUACCUGCACAACCUGCCCGGGCAACAGUUUCCUCUGAGGACGAAUUUAGAGAUUGUCAACAUUUUGAAAAUCUACAAUGGCGCCAAUGACAUCCUUGGGUUGCCAGGCAAGAAGUCACUACCUCGGCGUUAUAAAAACAAGCAUCGCAUUGUAUAUAACAAUAUCACAGGUAAACACGUGAUCGUCGAGGCUGUCGGCAAAAAGUCUCCCCCUCCACACGAUUUCAAGAUCGUCAAGGGUAGCGCCUAUGGGUCAUACUCCAGAGCAUUCGUGGAGUUUCUCCUAACCAAUGAGAAAGUUCGUGACCUGAUAGAAUGGUCCAAGGACGUGGAAAGCCCAGACGAGUACGUUUUUGCUACAGUCCAUCACACACGUGUCAUAGACGUGCCUGGAGGUUACAAGGGGGUUCCUGACCAAAAGCGUUUCUUGGCUUCGUUUACAGCCUGGGAAAACGAGACACCGUGUGCUUCUAUGUUUGUCAGAUGGAUUUGCAUCUUCACAACCGCAGAUUUGCCGAUGCUUCUAGAGAGAAAAGAACUUUUUGCCAACAAAUUCUACAUUGAUCACUACCCGGCAACGUUACACUGUCUCGACCAGCUUUUGUACAAUUUAACAGUCCAGGGAAUCACUCGGGAUUUGGACUUUUAUAGAACUGUUAGUUUCGUGCGGAGCUAG